CAAUAAUCAAUUUUGAUAGCUUUGUUUUCAGUUAAAACUUGAAAAGAAUGGCUUACUUAGGAAAACAAUAUAAAUAUGUUAGAAGUGAGAAUUUCGAAGAGUUUGUUAACUCUUGCGGACUUUCUGAAGAGCAGGCAAAGGGCUACAUAAAUUUCAAGCCAUGUCAGAAAUUAAUGAAAGACGGCGACAGAUACGUUUACACGACUACAUCAGAUCAAUGGAAUAGGGAGUUGGUUUUCAAGUCUGGCGUUGAAUUCGACGAAAGAAUCGGUGAUUUUGAUAGUAAAACAGUAAUUACUGUGGACGGCAAUGUGAUGACUCAAGUCCAAAAGUUUGAUGACGGCAAAGUGAUCACAUUCAAGAGGGAAUUCAAUGGCAAUGAUCUUGUUGUGACAAUAACGAACUCUUCUUGGGACGGUGUCGCGAAGAGAUUCUACAAAGUGUAAUAUUUUUAUUUAACAUUAAUUUUCCUUAAAAUCUGUCAAUAAGUUUUAAUUUACAAUAAAAAACUUCUGUUAAGUUUACACUAAA
Bombyx mori (domestic silkworm) is the source of this 531-nucleotide messenger RNA. RefSeq names its product fatty acid-binding protein 1. Gene Ontology annotation, biological process: fatty acid transport. The record is from RefSeq and is a predicted model, not a curated record. NCBI's taxonomy places the organism in Eukaryota, Metazoa, Arthropoda, Insecta, Lepidoptera, Bombycidae. The transcript is spliced from 4 exons. Gene Ontology annotation, cellular component: nucleus; cytosol. Gene Ontology annotation, molecular function: fatty acid binding. Bases 48 to 446 code for a protein of 132 amino acids.